UACAAAUUGCCUGGCCAUACUCCUGUACAACUCACUCACUUUUGGCAUCCAAACUUCAUUCUUUCUGAGCAAUGGAAGAUGAGGUGAUUCUGUUAAAUUUCUGGCUUAGCCCUUAUGGGAUGAGGGUCCGGAUUGCGCUCGAGGAAAAGGGCAUCAAGUAUGAGAACAGGGAAGAGGACUUCAGCAAUAAGAGCCCUUUACUCUUACAAAUGAACCCAGUUCAUAAGAAAAUACCAGUCCUCAUCCACAAUGGCAAACCCAUCUGUGAGUCACUCAUUGCUAUUGAGUAUAUAGAUGAGGUUUGGAAUCAUCAAUCUCCACUGUUGCCUUCUGAUCCUUACCAGCGAGCCCAAGCUAGAUUCUGGGCUAAUUACAUUGACACUAAGAUAUAUGUGGUUGCAAUGAAAUUCUGGAAAACUGAAGAAGAGGAGGAGAAAGAAGCUGCUAAGAAAGAGUUGCUUGAGCGUCUUAAAUUGCUGGAAGAACAGCUGGGAGACAAACCCUUUUUUGGUGGAGACAACCUUGGUUUUGUGGAUGUGGCACUUGUUCCUUUGUUCUGUUGGUUAUAUACCAAUGCUUUACGUGGAUCUUUCAUCGAUGAAAUCCAGUAUCCCAAUAUCAUUGCUUGGGUCAAGAGGUGUGCUGAUAAAGAGAGUGUGUCCAAGUCUUUUCCAGAUGAGAACAUGAUCAAACGUUUUGCCGAAGAGAGACGACUUUUACGUCAAGGAAAAUAGAGGCAGAGUGAUAGAAUAAGAUUGCCUCUAAGUACUUAGCUGAAGUAUAUGUUCUCAACAAUAGCAUGACCAAACUGCAUUUAGAUAUGCGCUUGGUUUUGCUACUUAUAUUCCUUUAGACUUUAGUAGAUAUUUCAAACCCAGUGCAACUGCCCUUUUUGUGUUCUAAAUGUAUUUGGAUGGUGUUUAUACUGUGUUUCAUCUCUCUAACACAGUCAUUCAAGAUCAAUAAACAAGACAUUUAGGACUGUGUA
Molecule: messenger RNA, 988 nt
Organism: Lotus japonicus
Lineage: Eukaryota; Viridiplantae; Streptophyta; Magnoliopsida; Fabales; Fabaceae
Product: probable glutathione S-transferase
Exons: 2
Coding region: 72-734 (220 amino acids)
Biological process (GO): glutathione metabolic process
Cellular component (GO): cytoplasm
Molecular function (GO): glutathione transferase activity
Source: RefSeq, a predicted model, not a curated record